This is a messenger RNA of Anguilla anguilla (European eel), 3763 nucleotides long. It is a transcript of the gene sycp1, whose product is annotated as synaptonemal complex protein 1. Gene Ontology annotation, molecular function: double-stranded DNA binding. Lineage: Eukaryota; Metazoa; Chordata; Actinopteri; Anguilliformes; Anguillidae. The transcript is spliced from 34 exons. The coding region runs from base 236 to 3262 and encodes 1008 amino acids. The record is from RefSeq and is a predicted model, not a curated record. Gene Ontology annotation, biological process: synaptonemal complex assembly; meiotic DNA repair synthesis; lateral element assembly. Gene Ontology annotation, cellular component: transverse filament; synaptonemal complex; central element.
CUAAUUGCAUGGAACAUAAUUUAACGGACCGGCUAGUGAUCACAUCACUUACCACAGACUCAUCCUGUUCAAAAUCACUGUCGCGUGAUAAGACCCAAUGGCUCGAGGCCGUUCGUCUUCUACCUGGCAGUUGGCAGUUUGGUUUUCGACACGAAGAAUGGAUCAAAUCCCUCAUAUAUUGUAGUUUCUGAACUGAGGUGUACUCCGUUUCUCACCGGCAGUGACAGGUCCAGGAAUGGAGAGGGACAGAGCGUUCAACUUCAAGCUGUUGGUACCGCCUAGGAUAAGCCCGGGACAAGUAUCUGCAGUUAAACCACAGGAAAUUACCGAAGACAGCGGUGCUUUUAUGCAGCCAGUUCAGUCUUUUAAUAAACCCUUUGAAAAGGAGUCAAACAUGCCCUUUCCAGCUGCCAGCAUGGUUGCGCCUUCAAAAUCUACCAGACAAGAUACAGCAAAGAAGAUUGCUGUGAUGCCAAUGGAAAAAGAAGAGCCAACGUUUAGAUCCAGUCAACUGUAUUCAAAGCUGUUUGAGGAGGCCGAGAAAAUAAAAUGUUGGAAGACAAAAAUGGACAUGGAGAUUGUCCAAAAGGAUAGAAAACUGCAGGAUAACAAAAGAACAAUUGAAAACCAACGUAAAGCCAUUCAGGAAUUACAGUUUGGAAAUGAAAGUCUUAGUAUGAAGCUGGAGGAAGAGAUGAGCAAAAAUACGGACCUGAAGAAUAAAAUCAAUUCUACACGAAAUAUGUGUAAUCUGCUAAAAGAAACCUUUGAAAGGUCAGCAGAGAAGAUGCAUUUAUAUGAAUCAGAAAGAGAAGAGACCCAACACCUCUUCAUGCAAAACAGUGAAAACAUUCAGAGGAUGAUCAGCGCAUUUGAGGAGCUUCGUGUUCAAGCAGAGACUGACAGGCACGAUCUGUUAAAAUUGCAAGAGGAACUGAAAGAAUGUGAUCGUAUCAAGGAGAAGUUUCAGACAGAAUUCACGAACAAACAUGAGGAGGUAAUAUCGCUCCACGUGAAACUGAAUGAAAAAGAAAAUGAACUUCAAGACUUACUACGGACACUCCAAGAGGCACGACAGAGUUGCGAUCAAUUACACGAGGCAGCAAAGCAACAUCAGGAAAUGCUUGAAGUAUCAAAGCAAGAACAGGAAGUGCUUUUAGAAAAACUACAGAUAGCAGAACAGGCCAACAAAGAGAGUGAGGAAUAUAGGAAGGGCCUUGAAACAACCUUAACAGAAAAAACUGAGGAAUACACAAAGGCCCUUGUGGAAAAAGACAACAGCUUGGAAGAACUGAAAAAAAUUGGAGAUGAACAGGCUAAAAAACUGCAGGGCAUCCUGGCUACUGCUGAGGAACUACAGGUUACUCUAACAUUUCAGGUGCAGAGGGUGAAAGGACUUGAAGAAGCACUCGGUGCAGUAACUGAGGAAUUAAAGCAGAAAACUAGUGAAUUAGAGAAGUUACAAAUGGAGGAGACAAAGGUUCUGCAGCUCACCAAGCGACUUGAGAGUAAAAAUUCAGAAAUUCAGCAGUUAAUGCAUAGAACGGACAUAUUGUCGGUUGAAAAGAGAUUUGCGGAGGAAGCCCUUGAAACUCUGCAGAAAGAACAAGAGAAUUUGAAGGAAAUUGCUCAAAUGAAAGAGAGUAAGCUGUGUGAGGCUGAGGAGCAGCUGGCUGCUGCUUUAGCGAAUGAAAGAACAUCCACAGAGGAAAUAGAAAGGUUAAAGAGGGAUACUGAACAGCACAAGAAAGAGUACGAGGAGCUGAGGGCAAGCUUCACAGAGCUUCAGCUUCAGAAGGAGGCUCUCUCUCUGCAGGCACAGGGUGCCGCUGCUGAUAUAAGGAAGCUAGAAGCUCAUUUAAAGGAGGGUAAGGAAAGUGAGAAGAAGAUCGCACAGGAAAUGAAGAGAGCAGAGGAGGAAAAACAACAGCUGAGACAUGAGCUGGAAUAUUUGAAGGCCACAGUGGAAGAGCACGGUAGAGAGUCAGAGACUGUGAAUAAGAGACAAGAAGAUAGUAAUAAAAGCCUGCAGAAUGAACUGGCAAAAAAGGAAAAACAAAUAAAAGCGCUUGAAGUGAAGAUGAAUACCUUAAAAACAAAAAUUGAAACUAAGACUAAAGCUCAUGAAGAAUGCCUGAAAGAGAAUAAGAAUUUGAAGAGGCAUGUUGCAACAGAGAAUGACAAGUGCAGUCAAUUUGAAAUGGAGGUGAGUGAGCUGAGAGGGGAGCUGAAAGCCGCUAGCCUGCGCUAUGCUGAGGAGCUGGAGACUCUGCGCCAGGCCGUGGAGACGCAGCGCAGCUCUGGGGCCCAGCUCCAGGAGAAGGUUCACAAGCUACAGCUGACGGCAGCGGAAGCCGCCAAGAGCAAGGAGGAGACAGAAAUGAAGUGUCAGCACAAAAUCUCUGACAUGGUGGCUUUGAUGGACAAGCACAAGAAUCAGUAUGACAAGAUGUUUGAGGAGAAAGAUGCAGAGCUGGAUGAGAAGAGGAAGAGAGAAGUGGAAAUUAAUGCUGCAAAAACCUCCUUGGAGCUGGAGAUGUCAGAACUGAAAAUACACAAUUCAGACUUGAAGAAACAGCUUGAAAAUGAAAUUAAAGAAAAGGAGAACAUGAAACAAGAAGUUGCGUCAUUGAAUAAGAAAAUUAAGACUCUGAAAGAAGACUGUAAGCACAAGAUGCAGCGAACGCUGACCCCUGUGGCAAGCUCCAGGGGGAUCAAGGAUACUGCAAGCUCGAAAGCUUCUUCUGGCAAGUCCAGACGGGCCAUUUUUGACUUCACAAAUGAACAGGAGAAUGAAAGUUGUGAAUCUUUGAGUAUAGAGAGAAAGGUGAUGGUGACACCACAGCUCAAGGUGUCAGAAAGUGGAACCUUAAAAACAUCUUGGAGUUCAGGCAACAAAGCUGUGGUGACACCACGAAUUAAGUCCUACAGAAUACGCACGCCCCCGUCCCCUGGGAAAUCUGUGCUGUUGGGGAGAAGCACCUUGGAGCUGGACCCCAAAUCCGACAGCUCAGAGCCAAAUGACUCACUGAGCUUUUCUGUUCAGUCUGGGCCGUUCAAAAGAAACCUGUAUCCAGGUGGUUGUGGUCCUCUUCGUCAGCUUGGGCACCUGCAGAAGAAGUUUGAGAGCCCGGCCGAGUUCCGGUCCCCAGGCGCGGCUCUGAAGCUGGCCGCGGUUAAGCGGAUGCGGGACGCCGGCUGGACGGCCGUCACCAACUCCGACAAGAGGAAGAAGAAAGUCACUGAGAAGAUCUUUGCGUAGCUUUUCUGUUAACCGGGUUUCGCUUAACCUUUUACCCGAUUGUUUUAAACAGCUGUUUCAGAUUCUGAUGAGGAUAUCCUAACCCAGUGGUUAAAUGGCAGUAAGCACAAUCUGGACUUUUUAAGCAACACACGUUACCGGUACUUUUAUUGGACGAGUUCUGACAUUAAUUUUAUUUGUUCAUUGUUCAUGUUUUAUUUGACUAGCGUUCAUGCUGUAAUUUAAAUCUGACUGUGACAGGGAGGGAGUAAUGAAUUUGACAGGACAGCACACAAUUUAGCAUGCUGAGAACAAAAUGUUGAUUUUAUCUCUAAAAGCAAUGGUUUGUUUAACGUUUAUGAUGAGUAUUGUAUUUAAUAUGAUCCUCAUGUUACUUUUAACAGUUUUCCCAGGAUAUUUAAAUGAAAAAGGAUCUUUUAGGUCUCAUUACACGUUUAAGACUAUGUUCUGUGUGCACACAAAUUAUUUUUGUGCCCUUUUACUAGUUCUUGUUCCUAGAUG